Messenger RNA from Nymphaea colorata (pocket water lily), 1931 nucleotides. Its product is annotated as heat stress transcription factor B-2b-like. Lineage: Eukaryota; Viridiplantae; Streptophyta; Magnoliopsida; Nymphaeales; Nymphaeaceae. Gene Ontology annotation, cellular component: nucleus. Gene Ontology annotation, molecular function: DNA-binding transcription factor activity; RNA polymerase II cis-regulatory region sequence-specific DNA binding. Bases 550 to 1527 code for a protein of 325 amino acids. The transcript has 3 exons. Gene Ontology annotation, biological process: regulation of transcription by RNA polymerase II. The record is from RefSeq and is a predicted model, not a curated record.
GGAACAGUGAAAAGGGAGAGCGAGCGGUGUGGAUGCUAUCCCAGUAGUAAAUGGCGAUACCUGCUAUGCGUUUGGUAUUUUGCCUCUUAUCGGGGCCAUACCAUUCAGAGGCGACGAACCUUUUCCACUGAAAGUUCUCGAAAGUCGGAAAGCAACAAGAGAUUCUGUUACGCUCGCUCUCUCUCUGUUUCUCGCCCUAGUCUCUCGAUUUCUCUGUGCUUCGUCUGCUACCACCUUUUUCAUCCCCCCUUUUCCUUUGCUUUUUGGCCUUUCUCGCGCUUCCCACUGGUGCACCGGUCGUCUUAUCGGACAUGAGCGUUGGAGACAGAGUUCGGCGGCAUCACCAGAAAGGGCGUGCUCCACCUCUUCUUCCGUCUGAACCGAAACCAGCGGCUGUGCCUGGAACUGGAAGUCCGGCGCCGGAGAGGUUCUCUACGAUUUCCCAGACGGGAACGCUCUGAGAAAGGAAGGAUCGUGUUUAGUAAUAUUGAGGGCGCGGCUACUUUUACUUUCUCCCGCGGGAUUUAGCUGGAAAUUUCUUUUUCCGGCAUGGAGCCAAUGGUUCCUCCGGUAGAGCAGAGCUGCGACUCGCCGACGGCCGCGGCUGCCUGCGGAGACGCGAACAAGACUCUUCCAACGCCCUUCCUGACGAAGACGUACCAGCUCGUCGACGAUCCUUCAGUCGACGACGUGAUCUCAUGGAACGACGAUGGUUCGGCGUUUGUCGUGUGGCGUCCGGCGGAGUUCGCUCGCGAUGUCCUUCCGAAGUACUUCAAGCACAACAACUUCUCUAGCUUCGUCCGGCAACUGAAUACUUACGGUUUCCGGAAGAUCGUUCCUGACCGGUGGGAGUUCGCGAACGAUUGCUUUCGGAAGGGCGAGAAAAGAAUGCUAUGCGGGAUCCACCGCCGUAAAGCCCUGCUGCAGGCGAAUUUACCGGCUAACGUAUCGGCAUCGUCGGCAAGUUCCGGCGAGGAGCCGUUUCCGUCGACUUCGAAUGGAGCAGAGAUGGCGGCAGCAGUGGCGUGCACGUGGAGCGGCGCCACUGCAACGGAGCUCCUGGAGGAGAACGAGAAGCUGAGGAAGGAGAAUUUCCACCUGAGGCAGGAGAUCAACCAAAUGAAGGGCCUGUGCAACAACAUUUUCGCGCUCAUGACAAAAUACGCCAAGCGGACAGAAAACGGACUCGCGUCCACAACCGUCGGUAGGCCGACGGUGAUCUCACCGGAAGCGCCGGCCGACCGUCGAGAAGUGAAGACGGAGGCGGAGGAGGAGGAGGAGGAGGAGCAGGAGGAGGAGGUGGUGCGUGGACACAGCGUGGAGCGUGAGGAAGAGGCUAGAAGCGCCGAAGCGAGCCCGAGGCUAUUCGGCGUCUCGAUACGGACGAGCAAGCGAGUCAGGGAGGAAACGAAUCGGAACGACGGGAUGAAAUCCGAGUCGUUGGAUCCCGCCUCGCUAUCUCUGUGGCUCCGGUACCGCUUUCAAGGCAGCCAAUCGGACCACCUCAAGAUAGGGUCGGGAGACUGAGGACGAGAGAUUUGAGCUGCCACGUCUCGUUUAAAUCUCAUGGACGUAUUAAAUCCGGAAAGCAGUGGAAAUUAUGGGAUAUUUACUUUUCUGGAAAUGUUUGACCGUCGAUUCUCGCGAUUGACGUCGGGAACAGGUCGGGCAUGGUGUGGUUAGGCACUUUCGAGAUAGGGAAUGAUCCCAUGGUUGUAGUUGUCUCGCAGUUGGGCACGAACACAAGACAAAAAGAAACGGAUUGGUUGUCCACUGGGAGCUGAGAAACAAACGAACGAAAAGUUUACUUACUCUCAUGUUCGGAAAGAAAGCGAAGGAUGGAGGAAGACGGUUGGGUGGCGACUCUCGUGGUGAGGGAAUGCGAGACUCUCUCUCUGUUGGGGGCUGGUGCGAUAUCGUUGAGUUUGGAG